This is a messenger RNA of Pistacia vera, 1479 nucleotides long. Its product is annotated as UDP-N-acetylmuramoyl-tripeptide--D-alanyl-D-alanine ligase-like. Gene Ontology annotation, molecular function: ATP binding; acid-amino acid ligase activity. The coding region runs from base 84 to 1034 and encodes 316 amino acids. The record is from RefSeq and is a predicted model, not a curated record. The transcript is spliced from 2 exons. Gene Ontology annotation, biological process: biosynthetic process. Lineage: Eukaryota; Viridiplantae; Streptophyta; Magnoliopsida; Sapindales; Anacardiaceae.
UAAUAUUUUUCUUAACGACCAGAGUCUCCAGAAUGAGAUCACUUUAGUGUCGCUGUUUUGUUUGAUGUUGAAUCAUUGAACUCAUGACUUCAACGCCUUCAUCAACUCACUUUCUUACCAUAAAAAACACCUUCAUUUCCACUAAGAAUCAUAUACACACUUCCCUAAAUACCCCUCUCCAUACAUCAAAUUCACCAAUUUGGACUGCCUCAGAGAUAGCUGAAUCUGUCCAUGGCAAAUUACUCAAAUGGGGUCCUCCAGGCACCAUUUGUACGGACACCAGAGCCUUACAACCCAACACAAACCAAUGGUUCUUCGCCAUCACAGGCCAACACUUCGAUGCUCACGACUUCAUUUCUCCCCAAUUGUAUGGUAAAGGCUGUGUUGGCGUCAUUGGGAACCGGGUUUGCGAGGGCUGGGACAAGGGUUUUGUUCAAGUUGAAGGUAAUGGCAAAGUUAACACUGUUGAUUCAUUGAUAAAUAUGGCUUCUUAUGCAAGAAAAAAGAGGUUUAAUGGUGUUUUAGUUGGGGUUACUGGUAGUGUAGGGAAAAGUACAACCAAGAGUAUGAUAGCUUUGGCUCUUGAAAGUUUAGGAGUUAAUGUAUUCAAAAGUUAUGGGAAUUGGAAUAACAGAGUUGGUGUUGCUUUAAGUUUGAUUGGGAUGGAUAGAAAUGUUGAUAUUGCUGUUUUGGAGAUGGGAAUGAGUGGAAAGGGGGAGAUAUUGGAGCUAGCAAGGAUGGUGAGGCCGGAGAUAAGGGUGGUUUUGAAUGUGGGUGCUUCACAUUUGGAGAAUUUAGGGAGUUUGGAGGAGGUUGCAAUGGCGAAAAGUGAGAUUUUUAGGGAAGCCAAGCUGGGGGAUAUUUGUGUUUUCAAUGCUGAUGAUCCUCUUGUUUCAACCCUUCCGGUGCCUCACGGUGUUAGGAAGGUGUUUUUUGGUCGGAGAAUGGGAUGUGAUGUUCGGUUGGUUGCGGCUGAAACUGCAGAUGGAGGUCUUGGAGUUCGAGUUGUUUUAGAAAAAGAGAAAGAGAUGUAAGUUCUUAGUAGCAUUUCUCACAAAAUAGUAAAUAUUGUGAAUUUUCAAAUAUAUAGGAGCUAGAAAAUUUACACCUUUACAUAUUUAACAUUAUUUUGGAUGGACCUUGAGCAAUAAGUUCUUUCUUUGAACCUUUUUCUGGUUGAAUAACUUUGCCACCUUUAAAUGAGGAGUAAUACACGGAUUUUCAAUCCUUUUAAAAUUAACAUUCUAAGUUCAUGUUUUACAUGGAACUUUUUCUGAAGUUCUACCAUUAGAUGUUCAUCUUAACCUUCUGGGAGAUUGAAAGUUGUAAAAGAGUAAAAGUUCCAAUGGUUUGAAAUUCUUUGAUGCUUGCUGAUUGAUAAAUCAUUUGUAUUUGAUUGUAACCAAUAUAAUGAACCUUUUUACCAUCAGAUUCAAACAAGUUUAUAAUCUUUUUGGACUCUCAGUCCCUUCAAUAAGU